AUGGGUGAUGAUCUAACAAAAACCAGUUAUUCUACUCGCCAAUACAUAAAUGAGGUUGCUCCAGUUUUAGAAGCAUUGUUAAACAUUGUAUCUGAAAUUGAUUCCAUCGACGGAAACGAAAAACAACGAAAGCGCACGCUGGGUGAUGAUCAAGAAACUCCUUCCAAAUUGGCAUCAAGACGAUCGACACGGGAAAUAAAGCGGCCGAAAUUUGAUGAUGAGCUUGUUGAUUCAAGCGCAAGAAUGAAAAGAUACGGAUCACGCGAAAGGUCUCAAACACAAUGUACUGAGUCGACCCCAGGUCCCGACGAUAGCACAUCAUCAAACCAGCCAGGACCAUCAAAUUCCAAAAACGAGAAACGCAAAUCAUCACUGGAGAAGGGCUCAGAUCGAUCGGAAAGCAGAUCAUCUAAGAAAGCUAAUGAAGACGACGAGGAUGAUGAGGCUGAAACAGUACAUUUGCGCGAAUGGCCAGUUGUCGAUGAUGUUAUUAUGGCUACAGCAAUGACGCAUAUGAAACACGCUAAGGCGAUAUAUCAAACCGUUCGUUUUUCGCGUAACUACACACUAGAAGAAGUGGAGAAUCGUUGGUUUCGACUGCUCUACGACGAGCCCUUCUUAGAACAAUGCAAAAAACGGUUCGGCGUUUUGAGUCCUGAACAAAUUCUGCACAUCCAAGCAAGAACACCGCUUUCGGUUGAAGAAGAUGAGUUCUUCCAAAACGAAAUUACCGCCAUUGAGAAGGUUCGCAAGGUCACAAUUGCGGAUUGUGCACUCAUUUUAGACAACAACAGUAUGAAAUUCCACCCAUGUCGAACUCCUCAAUUCCUGCUCGAUUAUUAUCGUGGUUUAAAAAAUCGCAAUGUUACCAACAAUGUCAAUUGGAUACGAAUUGAAAAGGGCUCAUUGAAUAAUAGCUAUUCGCUAGAUUAUUUGAAGCCGAUUAGACGCCUCGAAUCACGUAUGGACAAACUUCGGUCGCGUCCAGCGCUGGAUCUAUCAAAUCUCAAUUUUUCGGAGAAGCUCCACAAUAGCACAUUAGCUAUUAUUCGUGGUCGCUUUGUUAAAUACACAGUAAGAUUCGAGACGACGACGAUCGGACGAAAUGCUCCGUCGAUGUUAAACAGCCAGGAGCGAGUUGAUAUCGAUUUAUCGAUUGAAGGCCCAGCGUCGAAGAUCUCGCGAAAACAAGCGAUUUUGGAACUGGAUAAGGAGAAAAAUGAAUUCAAAUUGACGAACACCGGACAACGCGCGAUAUUUGUCGACGGAAAACCAGUGCCGAUGUUGAUGUCGACUAUGCUUAAAGAUCACUCAAUUAUUGAGAUCGCCUCGAUUAGGUUGCUGUUCAAGAGGGUCUGCCCAGCAGAAAUGGAUCCGCGGGUGAAGCAGGUGAUCAGCCAGCGUCAAAGACAGCGACAGCAGCUGCAAAUUCCGCAGCAGUUGCUGGCGAGACCUGGCCAACAGAGAGAGCCGCAACGCAAUAACUGA
Messenger RNA from Caenorhabditis bovis, 1488 nucleotides. Lineage: Eukaryota; Metazoa; Nematoda; Chromadorea; Rhabditida; Rhabditidae. The record is from the annotation of a GenBank genome assembly.